GGAAUUUCUGGUCUUGUUCUGGCCAGCGGGACUCAGCUCUGUGUGGUGAUGGAAGGCAGCUAUCUGUCAACAAUCUAGACAUAGCUGAAACUAAAGUCUGUCGCCCUUUUAUCGUGUGCUUCUAUCAGGUCGUUUUGGUGCAGCCUAGCAAGGCUGCAGUGUUAUGGAUGUACCAUGAAGGCCCAAUUGCAAGUCACAGUGCUUUCAGCCAAGCUGAAGGAAAACAAAAAGAACUGGUUUGGUCCCAGUCCGUAUGUUGAAGUAGCCGUGGAUGGCCAAUCAAAGAGGACUGAGAAGUGCACCAAUACGCACAGUCCCAAAUGGAAGCAGGCGCUCACAAUAAUUGUGACUCCAGUAAGCAAGCUGAUCUUUCGUGUUUGGAGCCACCAGACACUGAAAGCUGACAUUCUGUUGGGAAUGGCCACACUGGAUAUCAGUGAGACCCUUAGGGCUAACGACUUGAAGCUAUAUGAGGUGGUGCAGACACUGCAGCUGUGCUCUGACAGAGAGCACCAGGAUGUUGUAGGUGACCUGUCGGUCUGUCUGGAUGGCAUGCAGGUAGACCCAGAAACCUUCGCCUCAGCAGAGAAAGAACAUUCUACUGUUCCAAAUGGAAAUACAAGACAAAAUGGAGACACUGGCAACAGGUCAAGCAGAGACACAUCUCCAUCCAGUGACUCAGAAGAUUGGGUUAUAGUACCUAAUGGUCACGCUGUCAAUGGUACGGGUUCUCCUUCCCAAUCUCCAGGAGGCCCCAACGCUUCCCGUCCCCCCAGACCAGCCCGACCUCCUCCUGCCACGCCUCGCAGACCAGCAGCCUCACCAACCUCUUCUAGCAGUUCCUCCCCCAGUGAGCUGAGUGAAGGUCCAGCUUCCGAUGGCUCUUCUCAGGCGUCGGCUAGUGGGUGUUCAAAUCAGCAGGAUGACUCAGGUGCAGGAGCAGCGACAGCAGGUUCUUCACAGACUGCAAGUGGCCCGAAACCAGAGACUUCUGCCUCAGCAGCUCUGCCCACAACAAAUCCCAGAGUCACACCCAUGAACAACAGUCUCUUACCACCAGGGUGGGAGCAAAGGGUGGACCAGAACGGACGGGUGUACUAUGUGGAUCACAUUGAGAAAAGGACAACCUGGGACAGGCCUGAACCUCUUCCUACAGGGUGGGAGCGCAGGGUGGAUCCGAUGGGUAGGGUGUACUAUGUCGAUCACAUAACCCGAACUACUACAUGGCAACGCCCCACGCAGGAGUCAGUGCGGAACUAUGAGGAAUGGCAGCACCAGCGCAGCCAGCUGCAGGGAGCCAUGCAGCAGUUUAACCAGAGGUUCAUUUAUGGGCUCCAAGACCAGCUGGCAGCCACGGCCAAUAAAGAGUUUGACCCGCUGGGACCUUUGCCACAUGGUUGGGAGAAGAGAACAGACACCAACGGCAGAGUGUAUUUUGUUCAUCACCCUACUCGGACAACACAGUGGGAAGACCCCAGGACGCAAGGGCUGCUGAAUGACAAGCCCCUGCCAGAGGGUUGGGAGAUGAGGUUCACUGUGGAUGGUAUUCCCUACUUUGUAGACCACAACAGGCGAACCACAACCUACAUUGACCCUCGCACAGGGAAAUCCUCACUCGAGAAUGGGCCACAGAUAACCUAUGUCAGGGACUUCAAAGCCAAAGUGCAAUACUUCAGAUUCUGGUGUCAGCAAUUGUCGAUGCCUCAGCACAUUAAGAUCACCGUCUCCCGCAAAACUUUGUUUGAGGAUUCAUUCCAACAGAUCAUGAGCUUCCAACCACAAGAUCUGAGGCGAAGACUGUGGCUCAUUUUUCCUGGAGAGGAAGGCUUGGACUAUGGAGGUGUAGCCAGGGAAUGGUUCUUCUUGCUCUCUCAUGAGGUACUGAACCCCAUGUACUGUUUGUUUGAGUAUGCUGGCAAGGACAACUACUGUCUGCAGAUCAACCCUGCCUCCUACAUCAACCCUGAUCACCUUAAGUACUUCAAGUUCAUAGGACGCUUCAUUGCCAUGGCCUUGUUCCAUGGCAAAUUCAUCGACACGGGUUUCUCCCUCCCCUUCUACAAGCGUAUUCUGAACAAACCUCUGGCUCUCAAAGACCUGGAGUCCAUAGAUCCAGAGUUUUACAACUCACUCAUCUGGAUCAAGGAUAAUAACAUAGAAGAGUGCGGCCUGGAGAUGUUCUUCUCAGUUGACAAGGAGAUUCUGGGGGAGGUCACCACCCAUGAGCUGAAACCAGAUGGAGGGAACAUCCAAGUAACUGAGGAAAAUAAGGAGGAAUACAUCAGGUUGGUGGCAGAGUGGAGGCUGUCCAGAGGUGUGGAGGAGCAGACUCAAGCAUUCUUUGAGGGCUUCAAUGAAGUUUUGCCUCAGCAAUACCUUCAAUACUUUGAUGCUAAGGAAUUAGAGGUGAUGCUGUGUGGGAUGCAGGAGAUAGACUUGGUGGACUGGCAGAGGAACACAAUCUACAGGCAUUACGCCCGAAGUAGCAAACAGAUCCUCUGGUUCUGGCAGUUUGUGAAGGAGAUGGACAACGAGAAGAGGAUGAGGCUGCUGCAAUUUGUAACAGGAACCUGUCGUCUUCCUGUGGGUGGCUUCACUGACCUGAUGGGAAGCAAUGGCCCCCAAAAGUUCUGCAUUGAGAAAGUGGGCAAAGAGAACUGGCUUCCACGAAGCCACACAUGCUUUAAUCGUCUGGACCUCCCUCCUUACAAGAGCUAUGAGCAGCUGAAGGAGAAGCUCAUGUUCGCCAUAGAGGAGACAGAAGGUUUUGGGCAGGAGUAAUGCAACAAGAGCAGAAGCUACAGCAUGGGAUGGAGGAGUGUGGGCUUGGAGGAGCCUAUCCAUUUCAGACAAGAGCACUUUUCAACAGAUUCUCCUUGCAGCCAGGCGCUGCUUAUAAACUGGUAGAUGGACGUAAAAAUCUUUAUUUUCUGUCAAGUUAUCAUAUGCAGUAACAAACUGUUUGUAAGCUGUUUGUCAUAAUUUAUCCCACAAGGGACCUGUGAAUUUUCCUUACCCUGUUUCACUUUUCACCUAUCAGUUCCACCCUAAUCAAGCUGAUCUCACUUAGCCCUGCUCAGCCCGCUGUCAGGCGAUGGAGGCAGAAUUGAUGCCUUUCUCACCCUGACAUGUCUGCACUCGCUGUACGUUGCGCAAUUGCAGUUUCUACACGUACGUCUGUGAAUCUGUGCAGUAGUCACUUCUUAAGAAGCCGUCUUGCCGGGUCUAUGCACUAGGAUUAAUCAUUUCGGAGGAAAUAACCAUAUUUGUGCAUUUUGACGUAAAAUAAAAAGAUUCAUAUCUAAAAGCAACAUCAAAGGCACAUAUAUGGCUUUGGGUCUUUCAGACUCAACUUUUAGUUUUCUUUUGUUGAAAGGGCGGAUGAAUGGCUGGAUGAUUUUUUUUUUUUUAACAGCUGAUUAACUGGGCUGACUCCCAUAGCACAUAAUGCAGUUUCUUUAAUAACUUUGAUAAAUAUAAUCAUGCUAAUUGAAAUGAUAAUUUCUCUUAUUAGGUUGAUUUUCUUAUCUUUAUAAUGAGUUGAACUAGUUUGCACAUACUUAUGUGAGCAGUAAGGCAGUUGUGAUUGUUGAGAGAGAGAGAGAGAGAGAGAGGUUGUAUUUUUAUGUGCAAUAGUUUUGUAGAAAACAUGUAUGCCAAUACUAGAGCCAAACAGUGAUUUGUUUGAUCAUUUUAUAACACUUUGGUAAGUUUCAGCAUUUACUAUUGAUUUAAAUUCUCAAUAUGAAGUAUAGAACUUUUGCAUAUUUGCAACUGUAUGUGGUGAAAUUGGUUUGAUAGUGAUUUGAUUUGUCAAACUUUGCCUUCCCAGGUCACUUUCUUUACCAGUCAGGGAGACUGAAAAGUCUUUUCUUGAUAAUUUCAAGCUGUUACUAAUGAAGUUGGAGCAUUAGGAUGUAUUGUGAAAUAGAGAAAAAAUAUGUGUCGAAUAACGUCCUAUUCCCACUGAAUGGUAGCCAAUUCUUUGGUAGAUGUCCAGAAUUAAGUAUUAUCUUAGAUCAAUAAUGAAGAAACUGAAUGCUAACUGUUUGUGUUAAGUGACUAAUGCAGAUUAUGUAAUUAUACUUACAAACUAGAAAGUGUUUUUUAAUAUCUUAAUACAUUUAGUUCACCCAAGAGGUGGACCCCUUUGAGUUGUUGGCAUAAGAUAAUUAUGGUUUGAGUUAAUUUAAUAGAAAAUGGCCCUAGUUUUAUAGGGUGUUAGGUAUUCAGAUUUGUACAGUAAUUGUGUAUUUUAUGUCUUUUCCAAAAUGUUUUAGUUUCUUUUUAGUAGUAGGUAGAGUAUCACUUAGAAAAUGACUAUGGAACCAAUUUACCAAAGUUUAAAUUUAAUUAUUUUUGUAAACAAUUUGACUUAAAAGUCACCAAGUGUAAUCAGUUGUUAACAUCCCCUAAAUGAUUACAUAUUCACAUCGAUUGUCACUAUUAAGCAGUUAGUUGUCCUUUGUGGUUAACGCUAUGAGGUACAAAAAUGUAAACAAAAAGGUAUCUCAGCUACUCCAAUUUCAAAUACAGAAUUUGAACAAAAUUUCAAUCCGUAAAGUGUUUUGUUAACAACUAGUAACUGUCCAAGCAUCAAGCUGUGUGUGUGUGUGUGUGUGUGUGUGUGUGUGUGUGUGUGUGUGUAUGUGUGUAAAAUUAUGUGGUAUAAUUUCACUGUGUAUCCCAGAUCACUAACAAUUCCUAAUUACAAAUUUACUUUCAGCAAGUUCCCUUUAAUUUCACGGUAAAAUGUAAAAGGACAUCCACUAAUGAAUUUGACCAUGUAUGAACCAUGUGGCUGUAUGUCAUUUCAUAAUGUCAAGCUCUCCCUUACAGCCCGACUGGCAUAUUGACCCUCAAGUCAAUUCCAGUUGCUGCUCACUUUAUACUUAAUUGUGUCAGAAGUUUCCCGUUAGCUCACCCCCCCCCCCCCCCCCCCCCCCCUUACUGGCAGUAAUUCAACACACACACAUAAACCUACAAAACCUGGUGUGUAGCUGCUUGUGUGCAAACUUGUAAAGACAUUAUUGUAAAAAAAAAACAAAGAAAAACUUGAUUAAAAAAGGUUUCAUGAUUAAAAUGUUGACUGAAUAUUUUAACAAAUUAAAUAGAUUAAAAUUUAUAACAUAGCACCUUGACACUCCAAACUGGUUGAAUUAACCACUUCACUGUUUAAUCACUGCUGUGUUCCAGAUCAUGGGGCAGUUAAAUGUAUAGAAAUAUGCAAAAUAGUGUUUUUAGUUGUACCGAUUGCAUUGUAAAUCAUGUUGAAAGUGUAAUCACUGUUUGUUUUGAGGCUCUAACUUUUUUGAUAAGUGGAAGUUAAUGGUUGAAUACUAUUUAUUUUGAGGAUGGGUUUCAUGUAACAGUGAACUGGAUUGAUUGUGGAAAAAACAUUAAUAAAAUGAUUAAAACACUGGG
Molecule: messenger RNA, 5424 nt
Organism: Micropterus salmoides (largemouth bass)
Lineage: Eukaryota; Metazoa; Chordata; Actinopteri; Centrarchiformes; Centrarchidae
Gene: itcha
Product: itchy E3 ubiquitin protein ligase a
Exons: 24
Coding region: 175-2781 (868 amino acids)
Biological process (GO): protein K63-linked ubiquitination; protein K29-linked ubiquitination; ubiquitin-dependent protein catabolic process
Molecular function (GO): ubiquitin protein ligase activity; protein binding
Source: RefSeq, a predicted model, not a curated record